Messenger RNA from Danio rerio (zebrafish), 7569 nucleotides. Lineage: Eukaryota; Metazoa; Chordata; Actinopteri; Cypriniformes; Danionidae. The record is from RefSeq and is a predicted model, not a curated record.
UACACCCCCAUGUGCGCUUCCACAUAAUUGACAUGGCGGAAUUCCACACUGCUCCUCUCUGGUCCACCGUGGAUUUCGCAGCAACGGAAUGACACGCUUUCUAUUUCGGGACUAAAGUGUUACCACGCAAGAUUUACUAAAUCUGAGGCUGUCGCCGGGAGGGCUCCAUGAAUGUUCGUCACCAUGAUGAUGACGGACCAAAUGCUGGACCUCCCGCCUCCAUUGAGCAACGAGCUUCCCAUGAUGCACCACAUGAUCAAUGGCGAUGCAUCACAGCAGAUGAUCUUGGUCCAGGUGAACCCAGGUGAGACGUUCACCAUCCGCAUGGAGGACGGGGCUUUGCAGUGCAUCCAAGGGCCUGCUGAGGUUCCCAUGAUGUCACCAAACGGCUCCAUUCCACCAAUCCACGUUCCUCCUGGCUACGUCUCUCAGGUUCUGGAGGACAACACCGGCGUGCGGAGGGUUGUCGUCACACCUCAUUCUGAAUGUUAUCCUCCCAGUUACUCUCCAGCUUUAUCCCCCAGUCACCACAUUCAUCCUCCAUACCUGACGCACCCUCACUUUAUCCCGGCCUCACACACGUCAUACUAUCCUCCGGUCAGCCCCGGUGACGUGCCACACCAGUUUUACCAACAUCGGCUUCCACCCAUAUACCCAGAAGAGAUCAUCCCGCUAUACAACGUCUCCACUUUCAUGGGACAUGAGGAGUACUGCAAACCUCCACCCAAGAAGCUGAAGCAGCCUGUGGAGCGCACGCCUCUCAGUCAGAUGAACAUCCCAGUGUCCAACAGCUACAAAAACAGCACAACAACCACCGCUAAUGGCUACGGCAAGAGUCACGGCAGCCCUGGAGGAGGAGGAGGAGUAGGAGGAAGCCCAGGCAACAAGAGGCCAGAGAGAAGAGCCAGAGGAAGCCCCAAACACACAGACACCGAAACACAAGAUCACGAUGUGGAAGCGAGACGAGUUCAGGCUGUGCCAUCAGGAAUGGACAAGCCUCAGGUGUCUAAUUUGCAGUCCCAUUCUGCGCUUGUGUCAUGGUCUUCAAUUUCCGUAUCGGGGUCUCCUGGACGAGUCCCAUCCUGUAGUUACGAGCUCCAGCUCAAGGACAAAAGUCGUGAUGGGAAAUAUAAAGUUGUCUACAGUGGCGAGGAGCUCCAGCACACUCUCACUGACCUCAGACCAGCCACAGACUAUCACGUCCGAGUAAGCACAGUUUGUAACUCAGUAAAGGGUCCCAGUUCGGAUGUGAGGGCCUUCACUACCCAAUGUGCCCCUCCUGAUAUCCCUCUUCCUCCCAGACUGUCCCAUCGCAGCAAGAGCUCCCUCACACUACAGUGGAAGCCUCCAGCAGACAAUGGCUCAAAAAUCAACAAUUACAUUGUGGAAUGGGAUGAGGGGAAAAAGAACAGCAUUUUCCGUGAAUAUUGUGUCGUACCCCAGAGACACUGCAAAGUAUUGAGGCUGUGCCCUGGUGUCGGGUACACUUUUCGAGUUGCAGCGCUUAAUGACAUUGGCACCAGUGGAUUCAGUACAGAAGUCGUAUUUUACACCACAGGGAGCCUCCAGCAGACGUCUUUACCUCCACGGCUAGUUCUGGCUGGAUCAUCCUGGGUUACACUAGAGUGGACGCGACCAAACAGCUGCAGCGCUGAGGAAAUGAUCACGUACACCCUGGAGAUGCAGGAUGAGACCAAGGGACUGGACUUUCAAGCAGUUUACAGCGGUUUGGAGCUGAACCAUAAGGUGGAGUCCUUGAGAAGGAACACACAGUACAAAUUCAGGCUCAUCACAUGUAGUGGCGAGUGGCGUAGCGCACCGAGUUCUCUGCUUGUGUGUAAGACGACCGCAGAGAGACCCGGACCCCCUGUGAAUCCUGCAGUUAACACACUAACAUAUCACAGCUUCUGCGUGACGUGGGAACCUCCAGAAGAUGAUGGUGGCUCUGGAGACUUGACGUACAUCCUGGAGAUUUCAGAAAGUAAUAAUAAUGAAGAGAGACAGUGGGAGGCUGUCUAUAGAGGACCAGAGAGGAAACAUUCGUGUGAGGAUCUUAAAUCAGCAACGAGCUUCUCCCUGAGACUGAGCUGUGUCAGUGCAGCCGGACAAAGCCAGUGGUCAGGUGAGGUGACGGUGCGCACUCUCAUCCCGCCUCCUGGACGAUGCCAACCACCGAGCAUUAUGGGAAAUGUCAAACACAAGGAGCUGACUUUGCAAUGGGAUGCUUCUUUGUGUGACGAAGAGACUGACGGGGUUGAGUUUUGUUUAGAGAUGUGUGCAAUAGAGGAGGAUUCAGAGCCAGUGGAGGUGUUUCGUGGAUCUAAAACGGAGUGCACUGUGGGUAAUUUGCUCCCUGGCACCACCUACAGGUUUCAAGUUCGUGCAGUCAACAGUGCGGGGUAUGGCCCGUUCUCUGAAUCUGUGGACAUCAGCACAGCCGCUGGACCUCCAGAGCAAUGUAAUCCUCCUGUCAUCAAUGCGACUUCACACACCUGCGCUCAUGUGACCUGGGAGAACACAGAGAGCUCUGGGAUAGAUGUUUCUGGGUAUCGGCUAUACUGGGGCCGGGAUUUGGAUUCGCUUGAACUGGUCUACAGUGGAGAUGAAACCUACUUCCAGAUCUCCAACCUGGAGGCUUCGACAGAGUACUGCUGCAGGAUACAGGCAGUUAACCAGGCUGGGGCGGGCCCCUACAGUGAUCUGGUGACAUGUCGAACCCCUGCCGCAGCCCCUGAUCUCAUAUCCGGAUUUCACCAACUCAACCUCCCUCUGAACCCAGCAGAAAGUGAAUCCUUCUCCCUCUCCACCUGUCUGGCCCUCACCUGGGACGAGCCGAACUGUAAUGGUGCCCAAAUCAUCUCCUACAACAUCCAGAUCGGGGACCGAAUCAUUUCCACUGAAAACACAAACCAGCACAUUAUCAGAGACCUGCUGCCGGACAGCGAGUACAGUCUAAAGAUUUGGGCAGAAAAUGAAAUGGGCGCCGGACCCUUAAGUGAGACCCUUAGAGUGAGGACCAGACCCCUGCCACCAUCUCCCCCGCGGCUGGAGUGUGCAGCUGUCGGACCUCAGAGUCUAAAACUGCGCUGGGCUUUCAGCAGCCGGAGUCAAUUUACAGACGACACCAACUACAUCCUGCAGAUGGAGGAUCGCAAUCAGAGGUUUGUGGUGGUUUAUCGAGGUCCGAGCCACACUUUUAAGUUGCAGAGACUGAAUGAAUCCAGCAGGUACCGUUUCCGGAUCCAGGCGGUGAGCGAAGCUGGCGAAGGGCCUUUUUCUGAGACCUACACCUUCAGCACAACCAAAUCUCUGCCACCAACGCUGAAAGCUCCAAGAGUUGUCCAGCUGGAGGGAAACACUUGUGAGGUCACAUGGGAGAGUAUCCCACCAAUGAGAGGAGACCGGGUCAGCUAUGUGCUGCAAGUGUUGGGUGGAAGAGAAUCUGAAUAUAAACAGGUGUAUAAGGGAGAAGAUGCGUCCUUCCAGCUCCUGGGCCUGCAGUGGAACACAGACUACCGCGUGCGAGUCUUUGCAUGCAGGCGCUGCUCAGACAGCCUCCAGGAACUGUGCGGGUCCUUCAGCCCCUCGGCCCUCUUCAGCCUGCGGCGGACGGACACCACACUGGCUGUGGAAGCGGACGUCAACAAAUCGACCAUCAGCAGAUCGCUCUCUGACGAACAGUUUGCCGGCCUCAUAGUAUUCGGGGUGGCUUCUCUCUCUGUCCUCAUAGCCUUCCUGCUUCAGCUUCUCAUUUAGCGGCGAGGAACAGCACAUUCCUGUCUGUCUCGACAACUUACAAAACCAAUUAAAGGGUUUGAAAUGAACAUUCUGUCAUCAUUUACUCACCCUCAUGUUGUUUCUGAGAGAUUGCUGUCCCUCCUUUGAAAUCUGUUCACUCUAAAUUAACAAUCUAUUCGUUUUGUGAAGAGAUACUGUCGCUAUAUAUGAUGAACAGAUUUAAUUUAGGCUUCUUUUUUUUAAUGGUUACACAUUGGUCAGCGAAUUAAAGCAGAAGCUUAGUCUUGAUCUGUCGGAACAAUUCUUAUUGGCUCUUGUGAAAACAUUCUGCAUCUAGAAUGAAUUACACUGCCUUUCACUCUUUAAGCAAGCAUGUUUGAGCUUCCACGAUUCCACCAGAUUGUGUUUAAAUGCUGAAGUGUUUUAUAUCAUAUUAUAUAUUCGUAUCGUAACAUUAAAAGCCAUAUAUGCUGAAGAGUUUCACCAUUAUACCGGUGGUCUUAUCGUUGUAUAUUAUAAACACUUAUUUAUAAUUUUUAUCGUAAUUUGCCUUAUAAUUGAAUGAACCAUUGGCCAAUAAUGUUUGGAUUAUUUCUGCCGGUUGAUUAACUUCAGAAAGCCAACAGAAUUAUGAAUAGCUGAAGGGAUAGUUCACCCAAAAAUAGAAUUUUAUUUCCUAAUAUUUGAGUUUUCUGUCUGUUAAAAACAAAAGAUAUUUUGACUUAACCAGAUUGAUUUGUUGGAAAAUAAUUGCUAUGGACUUCAAUAGUUACACGUUUCCAGUUUUCUCCAAAAUAUAAAGAGUUCAGAUGCAAAAAACGUGCCAUCUGAAAUUUUCCUUUAAAAUGAGCUUUUUUUCCCACAAGCUUCUGUAUGAAUGUUUGGUAAAUUCACAUUUAUGGCAAGCAAAUAGCUUCUUUGCAUUGUAUUCAAAGUGAAAUAACUGAACAAAAACAUUGGAGGCUGAGAAAAAUGCUCAUUUUAAGGCUGAUUUAUACUUGAUGUUGAGUGAUCGGCGUGACCUACACCGUCUGCCUUUUGGACGUAGUUGCGCAUUUAGACCUCUGGACACUGUUUGUGUUGCUCUGCAAUAAUACGUUACGCUAGCUGGCGGUAGAUUUUAAUGCUUCUCUGUCUAGUUUCUUCGUGGGUGUUUUGUUUUUUCUGAAUGCUACAAGUAGCGGGAACUGGCAGACGUGCAACAAUUUUUAUCAUAAGAUAAACACAAAACAAAAGUUUUCAUCUGGAGCUCUUUCACGAGACCUGAAACUUCAUCACCUUAGAAUUAUAAGGUUCUGUCUGCGUUAUGAAUUAUUUUGAGAUUUUGAGCUUUAAAGUUUUUGCUUUCUACAGCAAACAGUAUUUGUCUAACAUUUGUUUAGUUUUUUUAAAGUCUUAAAAUUGUAAACAACUUAUAAAAAAAUCCCAUCAUGUAAAUAAGUUGUCAUUUAAUAAAAAUAUGUCGAUUACUCAAUUUUUACAAACAUGUCAGAUAGAACCUUAUAAUUCUAAGGUGACGACUUGUAAACAUUUGCCCUAUUGGGUUCGCGGGUCUCAGCACCGCCCACACUCGUCACAGCUACCAAGCUGACCAAUCACAGAGCUUGCGCUAUGCGUCGUUGUGACGUGUAGUAACAUUUUUUGAGAGGUGCGCAUCAGCGUCGGUGUCAACCGUGGCGAGGGCUAUACAAACCAUAGAUGUGCGCCUGAUGCAGAAGUAUAAAACAGCUUUUAACAGAAAAGACACUUAGAGGCUUUUACAUCUGAACUCUUCAAAUCUUCUUUAGUUUUUUUAACGGGAGAAAAGCUUAUAAAGGUGCUGGAUGUUGUAAAUGAUUUUUGGGUGAACUAUCCUUUUAAUUAUUUGGGGAAAAUAAAGAUCUGGAUGUUUCCAGUUGUUAAUGUUUUACAGAAAGAUCAAUCACAUAUCAAUAUUUAUAUUUUGAGCAUAUAUUUCGGUUACUGACCAUCAAAUCUAAAGGGUUAUCGGUUAUCAUAAUGGGAAAAUUCAGGAUGUAAUCAGACGCAGUAAAAAUAUCAUCAAGAUUUAAGUUUAUGGCCCAGGAUAUCAUUUAUUGACAUCCAAAUAUCUGUGAGGAGUCAGGCUCCACAAAAUACAUGAGAUUUAUCAAGAUUUAUAUUGAUCAGAAAAUAUAUUCAUCAUUUAUGACUUGGAAACAUAAGGAGCUUAGGCUAAAAUUUCCAUCCAUUCCAAUUAGGUGAAUAAAAGGCUAAUUUAAAUCUGUUCAUCUUUAAAAGUGAUCACUUCAGCUUGACUAUGAAUAAUUAAUGAACAUUUUAAACUAUCAGACUUUCAAUCGAGGGAAAAAUGGCUUAUAAGCAUCAUAUACUGUAUGUUUCAUUGCCGAAAGACAUGAGGUUGUGUAAAUAAAUACAAAAACCAGUUUCAUUUUGAGGUGAACUAACCCUUAAAUACAAGUACUGUCAUUUUUAUUUUAUUUUACCUUUAUUUUUUUGGGUCAUUGAUCAAAAAUGGCGCUUCUACCGUUCACCCGAGCUAUCGAGUCUUAGAUGAAUUUCAGUAGAGCUUUUUAAUGGUCAGUUUUGAAGUCAUUUUAGAUCUUUAAAUCGUCGUCUAGACCGCUAAACGCCAUCAAUGUUCUGUUUCCCUCAUCUGUGCCUCUCCAAAAUCUGUCUGAAAGCUUCUUAAAAGCUUCUUUCAUUUCUCCUAAAAUAGGUGUCCUUGGAGUGUCUGUACAACAAGAAGUCAAAAAGCAACUGUCAGUCCAAAGAGCGUCACAUGACAGUCGUCUCCAUGGUCCAGAGUUGUGAAGUCUGGAGAGUUUUGUACCUCAGGGUCUUUAGAGGUAAAUCUGUGCCUUUAAAUCCACAAAUCCAAACGUUCACCACAAAUAUCAUUUCAGAUCUGCUGCUUCCAGUGUUGAGUUAACCCUUUACGCCACGUUAUACCGUACACGAUCGUGUUUACUAGCUCGAUCAGCCCUUAACCAAAGUUAGCGAGCGGAUAUGCAGUAACAGUCUGGUUAGGUUUAUUUAUGCUAUAUUCUCCUACUUUAUAAUGCAAAUCACAGUGCAAUCUUCAUUUAUUUAUUACAAGAAUCUUCAGAGCUGUCAUAUUCAAUAUUGUUUUCCUCAUGUAGCAUGUCUUUUUUUUUUAUAAAGGGAGGGAGGGGUUGUGACAAAAUCGCUAUUAUUUUUACAAGUAUAACACCGCAUUUUAACAGCAUUAACCUGUCUUGUUUCAGAUAUAUUUGUAUUGAUUGUAUUGUUUGUUUUUUUUAAUUGUGAUCAACCUUGUGAUUUCACCUGCACAAACAGCAAGGUCUUGGCCUUUUUUUAAAAACAUUUUUACUUCUUUUAAUCUUUAUCUACACUUCAUCUAGUAUACAUGUGUAUUGCUGAACUUUUUAGAUAAACAUUCCAUGAUUAAAAGAAGUUGAAAUGACUUGACACUAGAAAACUUGAAGUGGAAACACUUGAAGAGCUUUUUUAUUUUAUUUUAUUUUAUCUUUUUUUUUUUUAACUCAAAACCCGGCAAUUUUUAAAUGGAAAAACAGAUCUUUUUGCUGUAAUUCUAUCAGGUAUUACGUGGCCUAAACACGUUUUCCAUAUUUGCAUAAUGUCCAUGAAAAUCAUUCCAUAUUACCAUCUUUUUAAACAUAAUUGUCACAUUUAUUGAUGUAAAUUAUAAUCGUAGACAUUAUAUUUAAAAAACAAACAAACUACCAUAUCAAUUUAAAUGUAUAGAUAUUGAAAAUACUACCCUUUUGUAUUUAAGAUGAUUAUGUAUCUGUAGCAAAUAUGUAAUAUAUUUAUACGCAAUAAAUGUUUUUUAAAUUUCUGAAAUAA